Messenger RNA from Myotis daubentonii (Daubenton's bat), 1669 nucleotides. RefSeq names its product tumor necrosis factor receptor superfamily member 14-like. NCBI's taxonomy places the organism in Eukaryota, Metazoa, Chordata, Mammalia, Chiroptera, Vespertilionidae. Gene Ontology annotation, molecular function: protein binding. Gene Ontology annotation, cellular component: external side of plasma membrane. The record is from RefSeq and is a predicted model, not a curated record. Gene Ontology annotation, biological process: negative regulation of alpha-beta T cell proliferation; positive regulation of peptidyl-tyrosine phosphorylation; defense response to Gram-negative bacterium. Bases 175 to 1374 code for a protein of 399 amino acids. The transcript has 9 exons.
CGCGGGUGGGGUUAGUAUGAACUGCAACAGAAGGUCAGCUAGCUUUUCUCUUUCUCUUUGGGAGCAGCCACAGCUGCGAGGUCGAGAAUGAGUGCGUCUGUCCUGCCGUCCAUCUGUCCUGCCGGCCGGAGUCCCGAGGCCGCGGUCAGGGAAUGAGGGGUUCCUGGGGCGGGCAUGGAGCCUCUACCUGGCUGGGGGCCAACCCCCUGCAGCCCGACCCCCGCGGCUGACGCCCUGAGGCUGGCCCUGAGCCUCCUCCUUCUGAGAGCCCCGCCCUGCGCACUGGGGAAGCCCUCAUGCAAAGAGGUGGAGUUCCCGACGGGGUCCAUGUGCUGUCCCAAGUGCUGGCCAGGCUUCUGGGUGCAGGAGGCCUGCGGGGAGCUCAGGACCACAGUGUGUGCGCCCUGCACCCGGGGCACCUACACUCCCCACCUCAAUGCCCUGCCCGAGUGUCUGCCGUGCCGCGUCUGUGACCCAGGCCUGGGCCAGGUGACCAGACAGAACUGCUCCACCCGGACCGACACCGUGUGUGGCUGCGAGCGCGGCCACUUCUGUGAGCGACAGGACGGGGACUCCUGUGUCCAGUGCAGGCCCCACAGUGUCUGCCGCCCGGGCCAGAGGCUGCGGGAGACAGGCACCAAGUGGCAAGACACGCUGUGUGAAGACUGCCAGCCGGGCACCUUCUCUGCGGGGGGCACCCAGGCAGCCUGCACGCCCUGGACCAGGUGCAGUGGCCCACUUACCUGGGAAGCGAAGCCAGGGACCAACAGCUCAGACGUGACAUGCUCCCCCGGGGGCCCCGUCAUCAUCAUCAGCGUCAUCCUCGUCAUCGCUGUCAUUUCUGUGCCACGUGUGUUCAGGGCCAUCAGGGACAGAAGGUCACGUGGUCAACUCGCCCGACCGAAAGCCUUUCCUGGGGUACUGCUCCCUGUCCCCACCCUGGCGGGGACAGGGGAGCCGGCAGAGAGGAACAGGCGUCGGGACCUGCAGACCCCCCGGGUCCAGCCAGACGUCCCCACGGAGCCCGUGGAGGAGACAGCAUCCGUGUUCCCUCAGAGGACCCGCCACCUGACACAUGUCGUCUGGAUUCAGGCGCCUGAGCUAUCUCCGCAAGGCUGCUGGCAGUGGCCAGGCCCCCAAAGACGACAUACGUGGUCAGUGAAGUCGCGGGACCCCCUCCUGGUCGCCAGCCCGCACCUGGCUGAGGAGGAGACCACCCCCUGCGCCGGGGCCUUUGGUGUGAGAAGCCAUUGGUUGUCUUCAUUAUCAGAGGAGUGUAACCACGGAGCACUGGUGAACCUUGAGCCCUGGCAAGGGCCAGAGCUAUGCACCAAUUGUUUAGUGCAGACAGUGGGGGCUCAAGCAAUUUCCUGACCAAAUAGUCUCAGAGAAAAUCUUUCUAAUAUUUCCUGACCUUUAAUAUAGUCUGUCUGUUACCGCAAUUACCUGCCUGACUAAGAGCUAGACUUGUAAUCAAAAUUGGAAAAAAGGUUGGCAAGGCCUGAGCACGAGUGGAAGUCCUUCCCCUUGGAUUGGGCUUCCCGCCAGGACCCCAAUAUUUCCAAAUUGUCAUUUCUUGUCUUCUCUCUGUCAUUUGUGCGCGGCCCUUCUCCAGAUCCUGAACCCCGAACCAGGCAGGAUGUGGGUCAUCACACUUUGGGACCCCCCG